Molecule: messenger RNA, 321 nt
Organism: Melampsora larici-populina 98AG31
Lineage: Eukaryota; Fungi; Basidiomycota; Pucciniomycetes; Pucciniales; Melampsoraceae
Exons: 3
Coding region: 1-321 (106 amino acids)
Source: RefSeq, a predicted model, not a curated record
AUGACCCAGAUUUUGCUUGUCCAGAUAGAUAUAUUGAGAAAAAUACAAGUCAUGUAUGUGUUUUCAUCAUUAUCAAUUAUAUCUCUCGAUCAAGCUUAUCUACAUGGUGAAGGAACUGGAGAAAACCAUCAAAUCUUUGUACAAUUGACAAUUCAAAGUAAAAGCAAACUGAACAAAGAAAGUGGUUGUACAGGUAUCAAAAAUUGUCAAAACAACAAAGGAGUGCAGAGAAAUGUUUAUGCAAGUGGGGAUGGAUCUGUGAUGUGGAUAUUGAGUGUUGAUGCAGGAUAUUUUUGGACACACGGAGUGGGUGAAGAAUGA